Maudiozyma barnettii is the source of this 486-nucleotide messenger RNA. RefSeq names its product protein transporter TIM17 (gene TIM17). Gene Ontology annotation, biological process: protein import into mitochondrial matrix. Bases 1 to 486 code for a protein of 161 amino acids. The record is from RefSeq and is a predicted model, not a curated record. Gene Ontology annotation, molecular function: transmembrane protein transporter activity. Gene Ontology annotation, cellular component: mitochondrial inner membrane; TIM23 mitochondrial import inner membrane translocase complex. Lineage: Eukaryota; Fungi; Ascomycota; Saccharomycetes; Saccharomycetales; Saccharomycetaceae. The transcript has a single exon.
AUGUCUGCUGAUCACUCAAGAGAUCCGUGUCCAAUUGUUAUAUUGAAUGAUUUUGGUGGUGCUUUCGCCAUGGGUGCCAUCGGUGGUGUCGUAUGGCAUGGUAUUAAAGGUUUCAGAAACUCUCCUAUUGGUGAAAGAAGAUUGGGUUCUUUAAAUGCCAUUAAAGCUCGUGCACCUGUACUUGGUGGUAAUUUUGGUGUUUGGGGUGGUUUGUUUUCAACAUUUGAUUGCUCGGUUAAAGCUAUUAGAAAGAGAGAAGACCCUUGGAAUGCUAUCAUCGGUGGGUUCUUUACUGGUGGUGCUUUAGCCAUCAGAGGUGGUUGGAAACAUACAAGAAAUAGUGCCAUUACAUGUGCCUGUUUAUUAGGUGUCAUUGAAGGUGUUGGGUUAAUGUUCCAAAGAUAUGCAGCAUGGCAGGCUAAACCAAUGGCUCCGCCUUUACCUGAAGGUGUAGCACCUCAACAGGCUCAACCAUUACAAGCAUAA